AUGCAUGUGCUGACUGCUGCUUUUGUCCGCGGCUUCGUCGCCGUCCCAGCCGCCCGCCAUCCUCUGCCGCUCAGGUGCUCGCCGGUGCAGGCUCUGCGGCCGGGCUCAAUCAAGGAGGCGACGCUGCAGCAGGGCAAGCGGCCGUAUGGUGAGGAGAGUCGGCGCUACCGCCGCACCAUCUACCGGCACGAGGACUGGCUCCGGCACCGCUCCGAGACGCGACUGCUGCGCAACCUGCAGGGCACGUUCACCUCUGGCGUCGUUCGGUCGCUGCUGAGUGAGGUCAUUGCCGUCACGCUGGUCGCACUGCUGGUGAUUGUUUGGAACGCUGCGCUCUUUGGGUACGACAGCCUGGGUACGACGACGACCCAGCCCGGCCUCUUUGGCGAGGAAGUGCCCGCCUUCCUGCGUGCUCAGCUUCCCGUCAGCAUCUUCACUCUCUCCUCUCCCGCGCUGGGGCUGCUGCUCGUGUUCCGCACGAACACGAGCUACCAGAGGUGGCUCGAGGCGCGACAGGCGUGGGGCCGCAUCGUCUCGCACUGCCGCAACAUCAUGCGGCAGGCGACGCUCUGGAUCGAGGAGGACGAGGCGGAGGACGUGGCAGACCCCGACGCCGCGCGCCGCAGUCUCGAGGAGUUGCGCCUCUGCGUGUGGGCGUUCCCGCGCAGUCUGUGGGCGCACCUCUCCGACCCCGCCAAGGAGCCGCGCUUCGCCCAAGAGGUGCGCGAGCGCUUCCCGAGCGACGCGUCAGCCGCGCUGCUGCUGGGCUCGUCACACCGCCCGCUCCGCGCCCUCUCGCUCCUCUCGGCCGCCAUGGACCGGCUCCCCAUCGACGAGAAGAAGAAGGUCGAGAUGGACAAGUCGUGCAUCCUGCUCGGUCGAAGCGGCGAGUGA
Molecule: messenger RNA, 894 nt
Organism: Emiliania huxleyi CCMP1516
Lineage: Eukaryota; Haptophyta; Isochrysidales; Noelaerhabdaceae
Exons: 1
Coding region: 1-894 (297 amino acids)
Molecular function (GO): chloride channel activity
Source: RefSeq, a predicted model, not a curated record